AUGACGUUAGCAAAUGUGAGUGAUGUUCAAGCUGAAAUCAAUGCUCUGAAAGCAUCUUGGAUUCUAUUUGACAAAGUCUAUUGCUUUUCAAUGAUUAUUCUUGGUACUAUUGGACAUCUCUUAAGCAUUUAUAUCUUUACACGACGUUCAAUUCGUAUGAAUCCUUGUGCACGCUAUUUUUUAGCGUCAACAUUCUGUGGUUGGUUUGUUGUCUGUUUUGGUAUACCUUAUCGGUUUCUUCAAAUUGUCUACGAUAUUAAUCCGAGUGGUUAUUCGAAACUAAUAUGCAAACUUUUUAAUUUUCUGUUUUUUACCUCAAGGGCAUUAACUUCAUGGAUUAUUGUGUUGGCUUGUGCUGAUAGGUUUGUGGCAAGUUCAACAUCUGCGAAGAUGCGUGCAUGGAGUAGUAUUCGUGUUACUUAUUAUGCAAUUUUUGUGACAACUAUCAUGGUCGGUUUGUUUUACAUUCAUGUGCCUAUCUUCUAUUACGUGAACCAAAACACUAAUACAUGUUUGGCGCCACCAGGUACAUACUCAACAUUUUAUGGUAUUUGGAAUUUAUUCGUAUUCAGCUUGGGUCCACCAUUCAGCAUGUUCAUAUUGGGAGCAUUGACGAUUCGUAAUUUUCGUCAAUCAAUAAAGCGAAUUGCUCCCAAUAAUAAUCCGGAUAAUGUAACUGGAAAUGGAAACCAAAUACAGCAACGUCGAAAAGCGAUAGAUCAACAAAUGAUUAGAAUGCUUCUUGUGCAAUGUUUAGUCUUUAUUCUUACAGGUGCUCCCGUUUCCAUUCAGUACAUUUAUGGAGCAGUGGCAAUAUUAUCGGAUCCUGUGGAAUCAACUAAAAACAACUUGGCUUGGAAUAUAAUCGGCUUCAUAUCGCUCACUGGUCCAUCUAGCAGUUUCUAUUUAUUUACAUUAUCAAGACUGUCGGGUGGCCAAUGGUCUUUAUCGAUAAACGCUGGAAAAUUGUCACGAUCACCAUCUUUUACUUUUCAACAUUUUUGCAAGGAAAUCAGUUUUCCGAUUAUGAAAACUGAAGAUUUACAGAAAGUGGUAACCUUAAAAUAUCAAAAUGGUGAUUAUCCGACAAAGGUCUUUCUUGAUUUAAAUGUAGUUAUUCGUUUAGCAACUAUUAAAAGAUGGUACAAAAUGAUUGAUGAAACGGGUUCUAUCAAUUUAUCAUUACCACCAGGUGCUCCACGUACAGCUCGGACUUCUGCUGCCAUCAAGAAGAUCAAAAAGAAGCUACAAAAAAAUUAUGUAUCAACUAGAACACUUGCAAUUGAUUUAGGUAUAUCCCACGAAAGUGUUCGUACAAUUCUUCGAGAGGAUCUUCGGUGUCGACCGUACAAACAUUUGAUCGAACCAGCACUUACCGAGGAACAUAAAGAAAAAAGAAAAAAGUUUGCUAACUGGAUACGAACAAACUUUCGAAAGGAGGAAACAUUGAAAAUUCUGUUUUCUGACGAAAAGAUGUUCGACAUUGAGGGUGUUUACAAUACCCAAAACGAUCGUAUUUGGGCCGCAACUCGUGAUGAAGCUAAUCAGAAAGGUGGUAUUCAUCAGAAAAAAAAAUUUCCUUUGAAAGUCAUAGUUUGGCUUGGUGUUUGUUCAAAAGGUGUAUCUCCAUUGGUGAUAUUUGAACAAGUGUUUUAUUUGAUUUCAUCCAAUAAAACACACUUAUCAUCUCAUCCACAUCCAUUCUCUUCAUCUCUCAUCACUUCCAGCCACCUCAGUGGAUUCAGCUUACGAUAUAGUCGGUAG
Messenger RNA from Adineta ricciae, 1764 nucleotides. The record is from the annotation of a GenBank genome assembly. NCBI's taxonomy places the organism in Eukaryota, Metazoa, Rotifera, Eurotatoria, Adinetida, Adinetidae.